AUGAUGAAGCUCCUGCUCAUGCUAUUGAAACAUCCUCUACGCGGUCUUAUCUUUUCCUAUUCCUUCUUGGUCCAGGUCUUGCUGUUACUCUUGCGACGAGCCUUGCUUCCACACUUCCCCGUAUAUCAGUCUCUCCGGAUCCAACUUCAGCGAGCGUAUCUGGGGUCGGCCUCACUGACCUUCCCGGACCUGACCCACCGGCUUCCAGUGGGCAGAUUGUCCCUCCGCCGAGCUCGUAAGAUCGAUGAAUCCGUCCCAGCCUAUUUGAUCCCCGGCUCUCGGGAGCUUGCUGAAUUUGCGGUCCCGACGCCGACACGGCAACAAUGUCUGGUACUCUACGCCCAUGGCGGUGGCUAUGCGCGUGGUGAAGCGAGAAUGUAUAUCAACUACAUGGAGCGGUGGAUCCGAGAGGCGUUCAAGGAGAAUCUAGAACUCAUGUUCCUGAGUGUUGAAUAUCCACUGUCGGUGAAAGAGAGUCAUCCGGCACAGAAGAAUGCCUUCCUUCAAGUCUACAAAUAUGCUCUCGACCAGAAUAUACGGCCAGAGCGCAUUGUUUUUAUGGGCGACUCGGCUGGAGGCUCACUAAGCCUACUUGCGGAAUUGGACCUUAAAACGCUCAAUCUUCCACAGCCUGCCGCCACAGUGCUGAUAUCACCAUGGCUGGACAUGAACUGCAAGGUAUACCAAGGAGGAAAUGGUGCUGUCGAGACUGACUACUUCAUGAUUGCUAAUGAAGCAGUUCCGGCACUUGCCAAGCUGUUUGUUGGUGGCGUUCCCCCUGACUCGCCAGAAGUCAACCCCCUUCAUCAUCGGCCAGAAGCGCUCGAGGGACUGAGCCCGCAGCUGAUCUUUACCGGUGGAGCGGAAUUCGCUCGUUAUGACUCUGAGAAAUGGGCUGAGCUGUGUCGCGCUGCAGGUGUGGAAUGCAAGUUGAUCAUCGAAUGGGCCCAACUGCACAUCUAUGCAGUCGGGUCAAAGUGGACAGAGCCCGCUGUUCGGAGAAAGACUGAUGGCAUAAUCAUGCAGUGGAUCAAGGAUCAUGUUGCGAGAGUGAAGGGAGACGAUUGGUGA
Messenger RNA from Fonsecaea multimorphosa CBS 102226, 1071 nucleotides. RefSeq lists its product as uncharacterized. Gene Ontology annotation, molecular function: hydrolase activity. The record is from RefSeq and is a predicted model, not a curated record. Lineage: Eukaryota; Fungi; Ascomycota; Eurotiomycetes; Chaetothyriales; Herpotrichiellaceae. Bases 1 to 1071 code for a protein of 356 amino acids. The transcript is spliced from 3 exons.